This is a messenger RNA of Bombina bombina (fire-bellied toad), 1221 nucleotides long. RefSeq names its product transcription factor HES-5-like. Gene Ontology annotation, biological process: anterior/posterior pattern specification; regulation of transcription by RNA polymerase II; regulation of neurogenesis. NCBI's taxonomy places the organism in Eukaryota, Metazoa, Chordata, Amphibia, Anura, Bombinatoridae. Gene Ontology annotation, cellular component: nucleus. The transcript has 3 exons. Bases 1 to 468 code for a protein of 155 amino acids. Gene Ontology annotation, molecular function: RNA polymerase II cis-regulatory region sequence-specific DNA binding; protein dimerization activity; DNA-binding transcription factor activity, RNA polymerase II-specific. The record is from RefSeq and is a predicted model, not a curated record.
AUGACUCCCUAUUCCAACAGGAUGGACACGGCUGACAAUUAUUUGGACAAAGAUAUAAGAAAGCUAAGGAAGCCAGUGAUUGAGAAGAUGAGGAGAGAUCGUAUUAACAGCAGCAUUGAGCAGCUCAGGAUAUUGCUGGAGAAAGACUUCAAGAAACAGCAACUUCCAUCCAAACCAGAGAAGGCUGAUAUCCUGGAGAUGACUGUAGAACUUCUAAGGAAACAGUUACAGAGAACAUCUAAAGGCAUGGCAUCCCAAAAGCCUCCUUCAAACCAAGACUCUCCUACCUUUCUCCAAGGAAAUGUGAAGUUUAUUCCAGUGACCCAUAACAUAGAGACGAACAUGGGACUAAAUGAUGCCUCAUUAGGUCGCACCGUGAGUCAGAACAUUAACUCAUCCAUCCAAAUGUUCAGCAAGCAGCUAUCUCACAACUACCCUACAACAGCUGACCUUUGGAGGCCCUGGUGAUUCUAUGAUCCAUCUGUGGACUUCUUACAAGUAAAAACCAACAAUCACUUGGACCAGAUGUAUAUAUAGAUUAAACACUGGAUGAAAAGCCAUAGUGCUUUUCACAGAUUGGGUGAUUUCAACCUUUGAGGAACCACUAAAAGCUAUCAACACGAGGAACCACUAAAAGCAAUAAAUCAUUUUUGAUGUAAAACAAAUGCCCCACAAUUCUAGAGCACACUUUCCAUGAACUAUUUUUUUUAGGUUUGUUGCAGCCAUAUUUGAAAAUAUAAUGUUUAUGUGCCAGAAGUUAAUAUAUUUUUCAUAACCGACCUAUAGGUAAGUGUGUGUGUGAAACACACAAUAAUGUUAAGCUGUAAACUAAGUUUCUGAAACAUUCAUACAAUGAAUAUAAGAUCUUUUUGUGUAUUAGAUGUUUUUUUGUGAGCAAUUAUGCACUCUGCUAAACUAAACUUUUGCCUUUAUGUCUGAUCUAUGCAGGUAUUCUUUUAUAAAGGGGCUACAUGUGUAUUCUAAUGCAGAUUGUGAUUUGCCUUCUGUGAAUGGCAGGACAUCUUUUAUCUCAUAUGCAGUGUGUCUGUGUGUGUUUGUGUGUGUGACACUUUGUAAAAGGGAAUUAGUUCCCUGUUCCUGCACCUUUAUUAGAUGUUCUUUUCUAUGAAAAGAAAUUGUAGAGUACUUUGAUAUUUUUAUAUUCCUGUACCUUAUGGUUUAAAUUAUAAAACAUGUUUAAAUAAAACGUUUAAAAAACAA